Messenger RNA from Nerophis ophidion (straightnose pipefish), 2748 nucleotides. RefSeq lists its product as uncharacterized. The record is from RefSeq and is a predicted model, not a curated record. Lineage: Eukaryota; Metazoa; Chordata; Actinopteri; Syngnathiformes; Syngnathidae. The transcript is spliced from 5 exons. Bases 1 to 855 code for a protein of 284 amino acids.
AUGUGCGGGGAGUGUCGCCUCUCGAUGCACGGGAUCAAAACAAGCAGGAAUGAAGGGGAAGAUCCCAGAUGCCCCCAAAAAAAAAACAUACAGAGAACCCCCCUCCCACAACCCUGGCGGAGGGUCGGCAAGUCCCCUGUCCCCGAAUCCACCGGGGACAUUACAAGUGGCGGCGGCGGGUGGAACGCCGCUGCAACCAAAGUCUGGGCGGGCGGACCCACAGAGGCCAUCUUCGUGGCUGACGAGGACCAGGGUGCGGCCGCUGAGGAGGACGUUCGGGGUACGGCCACACCCGUGGCCGGAGCGGAGGUGGAUGCGCCCGCUGAGGGGGACGUCCAGGGUACGGCCACACCCGUGGCUGACAUGGAGGAGCAGGCACUGAUGCUGGCAGAAGGGCAGGAGCUAGUCUCAGCCGUGGAGCAAGUACUGGUAUCGGCCGCAGAGCAAGUAGUGGUAUCGGCCACUGAGCUGGAGCCGGUUUUGGCCGCUGAGCAGGAGCUAGUAUCGGCCGCUGAGCAGGAGCUGGUGGAGCAGGAAAUGGUUCCCCCCGCGGAGCAGGUACUGGUCUCUGCCGCGGAGCAGGAGCUGGUAUUGGCCGCUGAGCAGGAGCUGGUAUUGGCCGCUGAGCUGGUACUGGUGGAGCAAGAAAUGGUAUGCGCUGCGGAGCAGGUACUGGUCUCCGCUGCGGAGCAAGAACUGGUAUCGUCCGCUGAGCUGGUACUGGUGGAGCAGGAACUGGUAUCCGCCACGGAGCAGGUACUGGUCUCCGCCGCGGAGCUGGAACUGGUAUCAGCCGUGGAGCAGGCAAAGGGACCCACCGAGGAGAACAAGGAGAAAGGCUCAGACAUGGACUAGAACUACGAUUAGAACUAAGGAUAACGCUAGGGCUUGGGCAAGGACUUGGGCGAGGACCAGGACUAACAAUCAGACUAGUGCUUUGACAAGGGCUUGGGCAAGUACCAGGACUUAGUCAUACCAGGGUUUGGGCAAGAACUAGGACAGACGGUCAAACUAGGGCUUGGGCAAGGACUGGGACUAACAAUCAUACCGGUGCUCGGGCAAGGACUUGGACAAGGACUAGGAUUUACAGUAACACUGGGGCUCGUGCAAGAACUUGGGCAAGGACUAGGGUUCGGACUAAGACCACGAGGGAAAUCAGAACACGGACUAUGAUUCGGACUACAAAUACGACUCAAACAGAAACUCGGACCAGGACUAGGACUACAAUCACGACUCGGAAUAGGACUCGGAUCAGGACUCGGAUUAGGACUAGAACAAAAACUCGGACCAGGACUUGGACUACGACUCAAUCUACAAGUCGGUCGACGAGUAAGACUAGAACACGGACUACGAAGACGGUAGGACUUGAACUCUGACAAAGUACAGAACUGGGACUAGAACAAAGACUUAUGCACGGACGGAACACAGGUGGAGGAGGUCUAGGAGGCCGUAAUGGCUUAACAGGACAGGACACAGGCGGAGGACGUCUAGGAGGCCGUAGUGGCUUAACAGGACGGAACACAGGCGGAGGAGGUCUAGAGGGAAGUACAGACUUAACCGGGGGGAACUCCGGUGAAGGAGGUCUAAUGGGCCGGAGUUUCAAGUGCUGGGAUAGAGGUGGGAGAGGUUUGACCGGUUGUCGAGGUGGCUUAGUUGUUUGCAGCUGUGCUACCUCCGUAGCACGGCUGCUAAUACUAGCACCCCCCCUCCUUAAAACGCGAAUUUAGGCGCGCUCCCCGAGGUCAGAAACUGACCCCUAGGGUGGGCGGCGGCAUGUUUGGAGGAUUGCAGACUCUUCCCCUCUAACCUGUUCAAAUUCCUCUCUAAGGGGGAAGGGACAAGGCACAGACUUGGGCGGGAAACGAGAAUUACGAAGCGGGGAAGCAAGUGUGGGGGGCCAAUACUGACCAGAACUGUGGUGGCGAAAAAUGCCCUGAUAAUAAUUAAUCUUAGAAUUAACGUCAUUGUUUGGCGGGUGACUGGGCAUGGGGGUGCAAUAAUUGUCCUUAUAAAUCUUCUUUAAAGAAAAUAGGUCUUUGGGUGACAAAUGAGAAAAUUCUGAAUCAAAAAACUCAUCGUCACUGCUAUCAUCGGAAAAAAAAUUCUGUGGAGAGUCUAACAAGGGGUUAAUAGUGACAUCAUAGGGAGGCAGGAACAAAGUGACGUCACUUUGAGUGACAGGGGAGGCGGAAGCUUGUGCAGGGCUAAAGGAGCUAACAGAGUGGUGGUUGGAAACAGGAGAAACGAACAAGCUACCAACCCUAAAUGAAAAGUCCAGGGCUGUAGCGGUGGAGUACUUGGCUGGAUAUUCUGCUUGGUGGGGACGGAGUUUUGGAAGAUCCCACGCAAGGUGACGCGUUUCUGCUGGCCGGUUUCUGUUACGAUAGCGCCGCAUCGUGGAUGUGCGGGGAGUGUUGCCUCUUGAUGCACGGGAUCAAAACAAGCAGGAAUGAAGACAGCCAGGCUCUCAAAGAUUGGUGGAUAUGACUUAAAGAGCUGUUUAAGCACCAUCAUGGACAGGCUCAUGGCAAAUGAAUUAAUGUCCAAUCUGAACAUGAAGGGGAGAGGGGGAAAAACUGGCUUUGCCGAGACGAAGCUGCUCGAUGUAGUCACAGCUAGUGUCUUGGAUACCCAGAAGGGGACCGAAACGAUGGUCCAUGAUGCCAUAAAAAAUAAACUGAAAUAUGCCCCUGGACGGAAGGGAGGAAUAGGUUGGGCAUCACAGGCUAAAUAAAUAAUUAUAUCGAU